Aspergillus oryzae RIB40 is the source of this 3279-nucleotide messenger RNA. It is a transcript of the gene pkcA, whose product is annotated as protein kinase c. The record is from RefSeq and is a predicted model, not a curated record. Gene Ontology annotation, biological process: fungal-type cell wall biogenesis; signal transduction; protein phosphorylation. The transcript has 9 exons. NCBI's taxonomy places the organism in Eukaryota, Fungi, Ascomycota, Eurotiomycetes, Eurotiales, Aspergillaceae. Gene Ontology annotation, molecular function: ATP binding; diacylglycerol-dependent serine/threonine kinase activity. Bases 1 to 3279 code for a protein of 1092 amino acids.
AUGGACGGGGACGACCUCAUCGCCUCGGUCUACCGCAAGAUCGAGCGGGAAAAGGCCCUGAUCACCGCCGCGUCCAAUAUGCGACAGUCGACCAAUAACCCCCUCGUGCAGCAGAGAGUCGAUGCGAAUAUCCGUGAUGGUCGAAAGAACAUUGCUUACUUGGAGGAGAAGAUGAGAGAGUUGCAGCUACGUCGAGACGGAGAAUCCCCCACGGACAAGCGUCUCCCGCCUGAACCGGGUGCAGGACCAGCCCCUCCUCCGAAGGACUAUGGUACCGGCUAUGACGAGUAUGACGCCUCGGGGGCUUACCCGCAAGGAGGAUCUGGUUCCAUGCCGACAGGCGCUCCCUUUGCAGAUCCCCGGCCUUUCGCUCCUGUUCCCAAGGCCCGGCCGAAUUUUACUAAACUUGACUUGAUCAAAUAUGAUACCCCGUAUCUCGGACCUAAGAUCCAGCUCAUGUUGUCCCAACUCGAGUUUAAACUGAGUGUGGAAAAGCAAUACAAAGCGGGUAUUGAAAAGAUGGUUCGCCUGUAUCAGGAUGAGGGUGAUAGGAAGAGUCGCGCGGAUGCCGAGGGUCGGCGGAUCGAGAGUAAUCAGAAAAUUCAGCUGCUAAAGCAGGCCUUGAAGCGAUAUGAAGAUCUUCACGUUGACAUUGAAUCGACAGACGACCCAGACGAUGAGAGCCUGAACACACCCAACAUGCGCAAGCCACUUACUGGUCUUCUAACAUUGCGUAUCCAGGCGGUUACCGAUGUAGAUCAUGCCACCAGCUCGAGAUUCUCUCGGGGCCCCGAGACUUUCGUCAUCAUCAAAGUUGAAGACACUAUCAAAGCCCGUACAAAAGCAACCCGGACUGAUAGAUGGCAAGAUGAGACCUUCACUAUUGACAUUGACAAAGCAAACGAAAUCGAACUUACCGUGUACGACAAGUCGGGUGACAGGCCCACUCCGAUUGGCAUGCUUUGGGUGCGCAUCUCCGAUAUCGCCGAAGAGAUGCGUCGCAAGAAGCUGGAGAGCGAGCUCAAUGCAUCAGGUUGGGUUUCUGCGGAUAAGAUGGAACACGGCGGUUCGUCGGGACGGCCUGACACCGCUGGGCAGCCGGGAUCUCCGCAUGCCCCAGGCUCCGCUGGGCAUUCUGGUCCUACUGCGCAGGGUUAUGCAGGUGCUCCGGGUGGAGCGCCCUCCUUAAACUCAGUGAUGAUCGAGUCUUGGUUCGCAUUGGAGCCCGUGGGUCGAAUCCAUCUAUCAAUGAGCUUUGCCAAACAAUUGAAGGAUCGACGACCGUUCGACAUUGGUCUUAACCGACAGGGUGCCGUUCGUCAGAAGAAGGAAGAGGUCCACGAAAUGCAGGGGCACAAGUUCGUCACUCAACAAUUUUACAAUAUCAUGCGUUGUGCCCUCUGUGGCGAUUUCCUGAAAUAUGCUGCCGGUAUGCAAUGUGCCGACUGCAAGUAUACGUGUCACCGCAAGUGUUACCCGAAGGUCGUUACCAAGUGUAUCAGCAAAGCAAAUUACGAGACGGAUCCAGACGAGGAGAAGAUCAAUCAUCGUAUUCCCCAUCGGUUCGAGGGCUUCUCCAACCUCUCUGCCAACUGGUGUUGUCACUGCGGUUACUUGCUCCCAUUUGGACGUAAAAAUGCCAAGCGAUGCUCAGAAUGUGGUCUCACUUGCCAUGCCCAUUGUACUCAUCUUGUACCUGACUUCUGUGGCAUGUCUAUGGAAGCCGCGAACCAGAUCUUAGAAACAUUGAUUCAUGCUAGGAAUCACAAUAAAUCCCUUUCUGUUAGUUCUGGUCUCAGUGGCCGCACCCUGCGGCCAGGUGGCCCGCCUCAGACCCCUCAGGAUCCUGCUCUUGCAUAUCCGCAAAAACCUGUGGAGAGCCCAUAUGGGUUACCUCAGAGAGAGCCUUCUGCCGAAGCCGUGAGCGCUGCAACUAACUCCUAUAUACCCCCACAGUCUCCAACGGCCGCACAGCGACAGCAAAUGCCGCCAAGAACGUCAUCUGCAGGUCCUGCCGCUGCCGCUGCCGCUGCCGCCACAGGCAUGCGCACCCCCCAACAGAUCCCUACAGGUCCGGUGCAAACCCUGCCGCCUUCGCACGCCCACUAUGACCCUGCCGCGUAUGUGUCCUACCAACAAAGCAUGGCGCCCCCGCCGCAACAGCAGAUGCCGCAGAAGGUUGCGUCGCCUUACGGGGUACCUCCACAGCAGCAGCCUGUGCCAGUAAUGCAGCAACAGGUGGCUAUGAAAGAAGAUGCUCCGCCCCAGCAACCCAAGGUCAGGAUUGGCUUGGAUCAUUUCAAUUUCCUGGCUGUCCUUGGUAAAGGUAACUUUGGAAAGGUCAUGCUGGCUGAAACGAAGAGCACCAAGAAGCUUUAUGCUAUCAAGGUUUUGAAGAAGGAAUUCAUCAUUGAGAACGAUGAAGUGGAGAGUACUAAAUCUGAGAAGCGUGUCUUCUUAGUUGCGAACAAAGAACGCCAUCCAUUCCUUCUCAAUCUCCAUGCUUGUUUCCAGACGGAAACUCGUGUGUACUUUGUCAUGGAAUAUAUCAGUGGUGGUGAUCUAAUGUUGCACAUUCAGCGCGGCCAGUUUGGUCUGAAACGAGCACAGUUCUACGCUUCAGAAGUUCUGCUGGCUCUCAAAUAUUUCCAUGAGAACGGUGUUAUCUACCGUGAUCUGAAGCUCGAUAACAUUCUUUUGACGCUUGAUGGCCACAUCAAGAUUGCAGAUUAUGGUCUUUGCAAAGAAAAUAUGUGGUAUGGCGCCACCACAAGCACAUUCUGUGGAACUCCCGAAUUUAUGGCACCUGAGAUUAUUUUGGAUAAGAAAUACGGUCGAGCAGUUGAUUGGUGGGCAUUUGGUGUGCUGAUCUACCAGAUGCUUCUGCAACAAUCUCCCUUCCGUGGUGAAGAUGAGGAUGAAAUCUAUGAUGCCAUUCUUGCCGAUGAACCCCUGUAUCCGAUCCACAUGCCCAGGGAUUCCGUUUCGAUUCUUCAGAAACUACUCACUCGCGAGCCGGAACUAAGACUUGGCUCCGGCCCGACCGAUGCUCAAGAGGUCAUGUCUCAUGCCUUCUUCAGGAACAUCAACUGGGAUGAUAUCUACCACAAGCGCGUCCCUCCGCCGUUCUUGCCGACCAUCACCAGCCCCACGGAUACAAGCAACUUCGACCAGGAGUUCACCAGCGUCACACCUGUUCUGACGCCUGUGCAAUCCGUCCUCUCCCAAGCCAUGCAGGAAGAAUUCCGCGGUUUCUCCUACACGGCAGACUUCGCCUGA